Dovyalis caffra is the source of this 1488-nucleotide messenger RNA. NCBI's taxonomy places the organism in Eukaryota, Viridiplantae, Streptophyta, Magnoliopsida, Malpighiales, Salicaceae. The record is from the annotation of a GenBank genome assembly.
AUGGCAGCAGUAGCAAUGAGCUACUACUGCAAGCCUUCUCCAUUUCUGGGCCAAUUCCCAUCUCACUUUGCAAAAUCACCAUCCAGACAGAUUGCCAGGACAGCAGUUCAGGAUUAUAAAAUCAGUGCAUUGUUUUGGGGAUCAAAGAAGUCUGUGGAACGAAAAGAAUUGGAUGUUUCACUAAAAGAUUCCAUUCUAAUAGGGUCAGGCUUAGAGGGGACUUCAGCAAACCAAAUGACACUGAAGAAGAUUUCACUUUCCAUCAUUUCUUCCAUCUCAGAAGUUUCUUCGGAUGGAUGGGAUGCCUGCAGUUUGGAUGCUACUGGACCUGACAAGUUUAAUCCAUUUCUUACCCACGAUUUUCUUUCGAGCUUAGAAGAGUCAGGCUCUGCAGUUAAGGAGACUGGAUGGAUGCCUAGUCACAUUGUUGCUAUGGAUGAUUCUGAAAAUGUUUUGGGUGUUGUUCCACUCUAUCUUAAAAGCCAUUCCUAUGGAGAAUUUGUUUUUGACCAUUCUUGGGCUGAUGCCUACUAUGGUUUUGGAUCAAGGUAUUAUCCAAAGUUUCAGUGUUGUGUGCCUUUCACUCCAGUAACUGGGCCAAGGAUUCUGGUUCGCAAUACCCCCUUCAGAGAUCAAAUUUUUGAUGUUCUGGUCUCUGCCCUGAAGGAUCUGACAGCCAAGUCCCAGGUCUCAUCACUGCACAUCACCUUCCCCACUGAAAAAGAGUGGCACAAACUGAAGGAACAAGGAUUUCUGCAGAGGAUUGGAAUGCAGUAUCACUGGAAAAAUCGUAACUAUAAAAAUUUUGAUGAAUUCUUGAUGGAUAUGAAGCAAAGUAAAAGAAAAAAUAUUCGUCAAGAGCGAAAAAAGAUUUCUGCUCAAAACCUAAAUAUGAAACGUCUCCGGGGUUAUGAAAUAAAGGCUAGGCAUUGGGAUACCUUCUAUAGCUUCUACAGAAACACCACUGAUAACAAGUGGGGUACUCCUUAUCUCACAAGGGAGUUUUUUCACAUCAUGGGUUCAAAGAUGGGAGAUCAGUUGCUCCUUGUUGUUGCUGAAGAAGGAGAUGAACUUGUUGCAGGAGCUCUUAACCUUAUUGGUGGAGAUACUCUAUUUGGACGUCUAUGGGGAUGUCAUCCAAAAGCCUACUAUCCAAGCUUGCAUUUUGAAGCAUGCUAUUACCAGACUAUAGAGCAUUAUAUGCUGCAGUCAUUAGCUUUGUGUGAUCGUUUAUCCAUGCUUGGUUAUCUCAUGCAGGCAAUGGAGGCAGCCAUCGAACUUAAUCUAAACACAGUAGAAGCAGGAGCUCAGGGUGAGCAUAAAAUUCAGCGUGGUUACCUGCCUGUGACAACUUAUAGCUGCCAUUACCUUAUUGAUGAAGCUUUCAGGAAAGCUAUAGAGGAAUUUCUAGUGCGAGAAUCAACUCAGGUGAAGCUUGUUAUGAAACUAAUUCACGAUUCCGGUCCCUUCAAGGAGGACAUACAAUAG